GAUCGGAAGAGACACGGAGGAAGAGGAAAGAUAAAGGAGGAGGAUAUCGGUACGGUGAGCCAGCCGGUGAAGCACGAAUUCGUCGCGAAAAAGGAAUCGUUCUCCUCUCUUUCUCUCUCCCCCUCGAUCUCUAUCCAUUUCCACUCGAUGGGCUUUACCGGUGAAAGAAGGUCAAAGAUCGAUCGUCGAGUACGAGGGUCGUGACCUCACGCAUACACGGGACAAGCCACGCGUGCAGCACGGCUUUCCAGCGAGAAGGUGGAUCGGCGAGGAGUAGCAAGAGAAAGAAACGGAGAGAAAGAAAGAGGAAGAGACAGAGGGAGAGAGAGAAAGAGAAUUUGUGGCCUGCCGGUGAUUCGAUUUGAUCAAGGUGGAUCUGUCGUACGUACGAUGAAGCCGAUCGAUCGCCGAACCUCUGUUCGAUCGACGCGUUAGGCGUUGUUGUCAAUGCUCGCCGCUCGUGGACGUACAUUUUCGCGUAGAUUAGAAGAGCUGCCAAACCGAUUCGGGACCACGUUGCGUCGAAAAUUCGGACGAAAGCGAAGAACUCUAACAACGGAUCGGCGCUCGAUUAGAUGGGCACCGUGGCAUAGAAGAACGAUCGAAACGGAUCAUCGAGGAUCGGCGCACGUGCCUGAAACGCGAAACGCGCUGUGCGAGAUACACUCGGAGAUAGCUGAUCCGCGAGAGGUAACGAUAGAUCAACGUGAAUCGCGUAGGACGGAGGAAUCAUAGAAAUCGCUAAAAAGGGAAAAGUAAAAAAAGAAAAGAGAAAAAGAGGAGAACGGAAGAGAAAUUAGAGAAACUCGACGAAUUAGGGAAUUCUCGACGCACUUGAACAAACAACUCGCAUCGUGGAGAAAAAGCACCGACCAAUUUAGUAUUACGAUACGUAAUCGUAGAGUUAUCUGAGGAGCAGCAGCGAAGCGUAGAGACGUAGCGAUCAAUCUCACGGAAUCCCCCACGAGAAGGCGGAAGGAACAUUCGCGCCAACUACGAACCAUUACGAACCAUUACGAACCGGGAGGAGAACGAUUGAUAGAAAUUAUAUAGGAGAAUAUAGCAGGUAUACAAUGUCGCGGGAUCCGUACUCAAGCGGAAGCGGAGUAGUCGGGCCAGGAGGUGGCACUCGUUCGCCUCGAAGCGGUCGUCGCGUGGGCGAGCUGCCCACGGUCGACCGUAGCCCAUCGAGAAGCUAUGCGAGCGGUCGGGGCAGUCCUUUGGGUCGUAAGAGAGGCACUCGUAGCGGAAACAAUUCGCCGGAGCACCUCGGAUACGGCAGCUACCAUCACCAUCAGCUGGGCAGUCCGUACUACUCCCGCGACGAGGACCUCGCCAGUCCCGUGAUGCUCGAGGAGAGGGGUAGGAGUAUGUCGACCGGGGGCGGUGGGGGCGGACAUCACAGAUCCAGAAGCGCCUCGAGACCCGCCAUGUCCAGCUCGGCGGGCAUGUCAGCGAGGUACACCAGCCUCGAUCGUGCAUCCGCGGGUCUUCUCGAUCACGAUCGCGAGUUCGUGCCGAUACGCGAUCCCCGUGAACGUAGUCGCGACCGUGGACUCUACCUGGAAGAUGAGCUGUACGGUUCAAGAUCGGCCAGACAGAGCCCGAAUCCGCACAUGCUGCGUGACAGCAGUGGCUAUAUCGGUGAACUCCAAAAUCAGAACAACGAUCUCCAACGAGAGCUCGGGAACCUCAAGAAGGAGCUCGAGCUGACGAACCAAAAGCUCGGCAGCUCGAUGCACAGCAUCAAGACCUUCUGGAGUCCCGAGCUCAAGAAGGAGAGAGCGCUGAGAAAAGAGGAGAGUUCCAAGUACAGCCUGAUCAACGAACAGCUGAAGCUGCUCAGCUCCGAGAAUCAGAAACAAAGUAUGAUGGUUCGUCAACUGGAAGAGGAGCUGAGGAUGCGGAUGCGCGGGCCAAGCGUCGAGAUGCAACAGCAAAUGGAAGUUUUGUACAACGAGAACGAGCAUCUGACGCGAGAGAUCGCCAUACUUCGCGACACGAUUAAGGAAUUGGAAUUGAGAAUAGAAACGCAGAAGCAGACCCUGCAAGCACGAGAUGAAAGCAUUAAGAAGUUGCUCGAGAUGCUUCAAAACAAGGGGAUGGUGGCAUUCCAGGCAGUUUCUGAAAAGACAGAACUGAAGUGAGACAAGGAAAAUUGACGUAAAUCUUGUAGCUUAUUAACUUCUUGUUUUAUAAUAGUAACAAUAAGUCACUAAACUCUGGUUCAAUAAACGCAAAACUCACUCGAGAAUUGUUUCAAUUUUAA
This is a messenger RNA of Frieseomelitta varia, 2269 nucleotides long. Its product is annotated as ELKS/Rab6-interacting/CAST family member 1-like. Gene Ontology annotation, molecular function: structural constituent of presynaptic active zone. The coding region runs from base 1074 to 2147 and encodes 357 amino acids. Lineage: Eukaryota; Metazoa; Arthropoda; Insecta; Hymenoptera; Apidae. Gene Ontology annotation, biological process: neuromuscular synaptic transmission; maintenance of presynaptic active zone structure; regulation of synaptic plasticity. The record is from RefSeq and is a predicted model, not a curated record. Gene Ontology annotation, cellular component: cytoskeleton of presynaptic active zone. The transcript is spliced from 4 exons.